Messenger RNA from Mycena citricolor, 3642 nucleotides. The record is from the annotation of a GenBank genome assembly. NCBI's taxonomy places the organism in Eukaryota, Fungi, Basidiomycota, Agaricomycetes, Agaricales, Mycenaceae.
AUGCCACCGUCUUUGGAUCACACAUGCGAGCAUUGCCCGCUCGCGAACGGCGGGAACCACCGUGUCCCCAAACUGCAACGCGUUGCUCAUCAAGCUGCUGUUGCUCGUCUACUGGAGCGCCAGCGCACAGCGUACAAGAAGCCUGAGCCCGCGUUAGCCAUUGCACGUUGUAGUCAGCCUCUGUCCUCUGGGCUUGACGAUGACAUGAGCGAUGAGCCCAGCAGUCCACCCAUUGUGGAAGCUCAGCCAGAGGCUGUCUCUGAUCCUGCCGAUAUGGAAAUGGAACGGCUAGCCAGCCUGUUUACUGGCCUGGUCAUGCUCAACGACGGGCCACAUCCCCAUCGUCAGACGCACUCAAAACUCUUCAGCUCUCGGGAUGAAUAUCAAGCGGGUGUGCCUGAGAUCCCAACUUCCUUUACACCAAUCCCACCUAACGAGGCUCUCAAUGGCGUGGAAGCGAUUCUGCAAAGUCAAUCGCUCCCUCUCCGACCGGCAGCAAUCGUCACGCAGCAAGUGAAUACGACACUUUUGCAAGAUAUGCUCACGCGAAUCCGGACUGCUCGGGUGGAACUCGAUAUACAGAAGGCUCUUGAUGUCGGUCCUCAUACGGUCGGGGGCUUAACGAUGGCUGUGAAGAUCGCGAGCGCUAUUGUUGCUGAGGCAGGCCGUCUCCUAUCCAGCAUCAACUCUCCUGGAGACCUGAAUCCGCGCAACUCCAAGAGGCAGUCUUGUGCACAGGAGACGAACACAAACACUUUGAAGAAAGAAGUGCACGAUGAGGCGAUGGCUCUCGACUCUGUUGUCGAUGUCGUAGGUCGUCUCCUCCCUCCAGACACGACCGAAAUCGAUUAUAACACUGAGCAUCACUUUGAGAAUCCUAUCGCCAAAUUCAAUGUCGUUGCCCAGCUUUCGAUUCUUUUGGCCCUCGUUUGUCAUGUCAUUGUGGGGAUUAGUAGCGACCCUGUGAAUCUCAUCAUGACGUUUGUGAACACCAUUGUUCAAGCAACCAUGUCGCUCUCCUCUCGCGAUGGCCGGGCAACUGCAACUCAGACAUAUGUGUUGAACGAACUUCCCACCUCGUUGGAGUCCGCGCUUCGCAGAUUCAAGAUUGACCCCUUGACUGUCGUUUAUGCCAUGUGCCCGACUUGCCAUCACACACACGCAGCCAAAGAUGACCGUCUCAGUGGAGAAGCGUUGUACGCAGAGACUUGCCAAGGAUACAUAUAUCCCCAGCGGGGAGCACGCCAUAUCUGCGGCACCCAGAUUCUGGAACUUUGGCAAAGGAAGAUGCGGCCAAUUAAGCCAUUCGUUUUCACAUUGUUGAUUGACUACAUUGGCGCUACAUUAUCUGAUGCUGAGCUGGAGCGAAUGUGCGAGAAAGCAUGUGAUGAUGCUCUUGCUGCGGUGCGUGAAGCCACGUCCGCGAAUCCGAAUGCACCGGUGGCAGAAGACCGGGUCAAUAAUGAGACCGGUUUCGAAGGACCUGUGCCCGGCAAGCUUUUCAUACAACGGGACGGUCGUCUACGACUGGCCUUCCAGGUCAUGAUGGACUUUCUGAACCCCAACGGAACGCGGAAGCGUGGUAAUCACGACUCGAUUGGGAUUCUAGCUGUCGUCAACCUCAACCUCACCGAGGAUAUCCGUUAUCGCCCUGAGAAUAUGUGGAUCAGCAUUAUUCUAGGCCCCAACGAGCCCAACCACGACCAGAUUGAUAACUACGUUCGUCCCCUAAUCGAUAACUUUGUCAUUGGAUGGGAGCGAGGUUUUCAUUUCUCAUGCACGGCGCUCCAUACUACUGGACGUGACGUGGAUCUCGCGCUUGUCAUCAACGUGAAUGACUUACCUGCGACAAGGAAGGCUCAAGGCAUGUCUGCCGCCAACUCACAUCAAUAUUGUUCCAUCUGUGAUUGCUAUGGCACCCACACCAUGUACAACACUGACUUUCACUCUUGGACGCGCCGUGACAUAUCCGUUCUCCGCGCUCAAGCUUAUGCAUGGCAAGAUGCCCCGACACAAGCCGCCCGUGAUGCAAUCUUCUCAAAGUACGGAGUACGGUGGUCCGAGUUCUGGAGACUUGCCUACUGGGACCCAACGCGCAUGGCAGUCGUUGACUCCAUGCAUUGCAUCUUGGAAGGACUAGUCCAUUACCAUUGUCGUCGAGUACUCCGAAUAGAUACCAAGGUUGCCAAGCGCAAAGAAACGAUGGGGGCUGCCUUCGAGUACAACUGGCCAGACUACAACGCUGCAACCUGCCAUCCUUUGUGUUUACUGAGGAAUGAAUCAAGGGAAUUGCCAAUGAUUCGAACGAUUCAGCAACGGCUUGUCCAGCCCUUGCUUGUUGAAGACGACAGCGACAGUGAUAUGGAGGACGACGACGGAGAUGUGGACAUGGCUGACGCCCCUGACCCGCGAUUCGUCCCAGCAGUCACAGAAGAGGAGAUGCGCGAGCAGCUGUUGAGGGUCAACCUUCAGCCGCUUCGCUGGGUAGUCCAUUCUCUCAGUUUGAAUAUGGAACCAAGUCGCAUAGCAUCGAAGAAGGCCUGCUGUGAUCAGCUACUUGCUUGGCAUCACACUCAGCCACUCAUGAAUAGUGGAUAUGUGCCGCGCUCUAUCAAUCUGGCCAACAUACAUUUCAUUCAGUGCGUGAUUGCAAACACCACAACCCCAGCCUGGGUAGACUCUGUUCCAUCUAAUUACGGCGACAGCAAUGCGGGCACCAUCAAGGCCGCCGAAUGGCGCCUCCUCUCAACCAUCUAUCUCCCCAUUGCCCUCGUUCUCCUUUGGGGCGAUCAAGAUCCUUCAGACCCACAAUCUACGCGGCUGCUGCAGAUGCUGGACCAUACAAUGUCAUUAUUCAGCGCAGUCAUCCUGGUCUGUCAAUAUACCAUGACACCUUCGCGUGCAGACAAAUAUCGGGCGUUUCUCAAGCAAUGGGUCGACGGUCUCCAUGCAAACCACCCACACACCCGGUCCCAUGCUAUGCGACCGAAUGUUCACAUGGCGUUCCACAUAUAUGACUUUCUCAUACUCUUUGGCCCCAUCAUCUCUUGGUGGUCUUUUCCUUUCGAGCGCGUCAUUGGGCUGCUCCAGAGAAUCAACACCAACAACCAUAUUGGCGGAGAACUUGAAAGCACCUUAUCCCGUUCGUUCCUGUGUGGAGCUGCCAUUCGUCGUUGGCUGCGUCGCCCUGAUUGUCCUCCAGUCUUCCAGGAGCUGAAAGUACUUUUUGAGAAGACUUCCCCAGCCUACAAUUCACCCUCUGACUCACCUCCCCUAACCACCGAUGGAGAACGUGCACACUACAGACGGAACGGAACCAAUUUCUCUCGUUCCAGGAUGCAUCUUGGCAACAGUCUCGUUCUCUACUAUCCUCCAAAGUCGAGACAUACAAUUGCCGGUAGUAACGAGGCAAUCAUCGCUCAUGGCACUGAUAUCACCUUCAGGAUUCGGCGACAAGAACCAUUGGCUCAUGGGAUACGUGAUCCGUUUGCCCGCUAUUGGCCAUACUUCCCGGCGCGCACGUACUCUUCUUCAAUGAGCAAUAUCGUAGACAAAGUACCCCUAGAUGAUGUUGUAGCUCAUUAUGCGCGCUUCACUUUCUCUGAUGGCCGAUGCGUAGUCCUCGAUCUAUCAACUAGUUAG